Messenger RNA from Stegodyphus dumicola, 1186 nucleotides. RefSeq lists its product as uncharacterized. Gene Ontology annotation, molecular function: nucleic acid binding. Lineage: Eukaryota; Metazoa; Arthropoda; Arachnida; Araneae; Eresidae. The record is from RefSeq and is a predicted model, not a curated record.
AUGGGGGAAGAUCAACUUCUAAAUACGCCUGGAAAGAAACGUAAAAGCCCUGCUAAUCAUAAGUGCGAAAUUGACGAUUUUGACAAAUGCGUUAUACGGCAGACUAUACAAGACUUUUACAUCAAAGAAAAGAAAGUGCCAUCUGUGCGGAAAUUAUUGCCUGUCUUGAGGCAAAAAAUAGACUUCCCGUGGCAAAAAGACUCAUUGUGCAAAGUUUUGCGUUCGAUGAAUUUUCGCUGGAAGAAAUGUGUUAACAAAAGAAAAAUUCUUAUCGAAAGACCUCACAUUGUAUUUUGGAGGAACAAUUAUUUACGCGAAAUGAGGAAACUCAGAGCAAGUGGACGCCACAUCGUUUACAUCGAUGAAACAUGGAUUGACAGCAAUUUAACUUUUAAGAAAUGUUGGCAGCAUGAUACGGUUUUGGGCGCACAGAUAAAUGUCAGUUCCAAAAAUAGACUGAUUGUUGUCCAUGCUGGCUCUUCCGCAGGAUUUAUUCCAGGUGCCCAACUUAUUUAUAAAGCAUCAGCUCAAAGCGGGGAUUACCAUGGGCAAAUGAACUAUGGAAAUUUUGAAAAAUGGGUGUUGGAAAAGCUUCUUCCAAAUUUACGACCUCAAAGUGUGGUAUGCAUGGAUAAUGCCCCGUAUCACACAAAAAUUGAAGAUCCGACACCCACGAAAUAUGCUACAAAGCAAACAAUGGUAAAUUGGCUGAUGAAGAAGACGAUAUGCUGCGAUCCCAAAAUGCGAAAAGCGGAACUGUUCAGCUUAAUAGAAUGCAAUCGUCCUAAAAAAGUAAUAUAUAAAAUUGACAACAUCAUAAAGGAAAAUGGGCAUCAUGUUGUGCGUCUCCCUCCUUACCACUGUGAUCUAAACGCAAUUGAAUACGUUUGGUCAUCAGUUAAAAGACUGAUCAGGGAAAGGAAUGUGACUGGGGACUUAAGCUUGGAAAAUUUGAAAAAUUUAACACAAAAAGCUUUGGAUGAAGUCACUUCUCAAGAAUGGCAGGCGCACUGCAACCACGUAGAAAAACUUGAAAAUUAUUAUUGGGACAAGGACGAACUUUUAGAAGAGAUAGUGGAUGGAUUAAUAAUUCAAACUGGCAGCAGCGAUUCUGAUUCUGAUUCAGAAGAAACGGAAUCUUGCGACAGUGACUCGGAUGACUUUUCAGAUUUUAUACCUCUAUAAA